Molecule: messenger RNA, 1986 nt
Organism: Hordeum vulgare subsp. vulgare (domesticated barley)
Lineage: Eukaryota; Viridiplantae; Streptophyta; Magnoliopsida; Poales; Poaceae
Exons: 2
Coding region: 497-1618 (373 amino acids)
Source: RefSeq, a predicted model, not a curated record
AAUCAUACCGACAAACCGCUCCGAAUUCUUCUUCAAGGAAAGAUUGCACUAACUAGGAAACAAAGCCAUCCAUCACACAUGCUGAGUCAGGCUUCGUUUCGAAAAUUCAGGAAACAAUACGAGCUGCUAGCUCACUCAUGGCAGGCAGGCAGGCAGGCACCUUUGAGACGGCAGCAGUUGGGAGCUACGCACGGCCAAUGGCGGCGGUGAAACCGGGGUUUCGAUUUCCUUUUCUUUCUCUUUUACUACUGCACCUGAGACGGUGAAGCCUUUCCCGUUACGCAAAGGUGGCGUACUGCUCCGCUCCUAGUAUAGUGGUAAAACGCAGGGGUAAAACAGCAGUACUACUGUAAUGAAUGCCAAGCAUUUAUGCCGUCAGUGGAGUAGCUUCCAUUAAUCCUUCCCUCCACCCGCAAUUCGAAACAGGAACCGACAUUCCCCCAUCCCCUCCUCCCUCCCUCCGGCUCCAUGCAGAGCAGCUUCGAGCUGUGAGCGCAUGGCGAAGCUCGCGCAGUCCUCCUUCGCGCUCGACCUCCUGCGCCGCCUCCUCUGCGCGCACACCGCCGGCAAUGCGGGCAGCACCGUCCACGCCCCACGGCGAGGCGACGGCGCCGCGGGGCCGGAGGAGGAGGAGGGGGCGGCGGCGAGGAGCCCCUGCAUUGUGGCCAGGCUGAUGGGCCUGGACGCGAUGCCGACGCCGGCGCGCGACCAGCAGGCGACGCUGCGGCGGAGCCGCUCGGCCAGCUCCGCGGAGGGCUGGUCCUCGCCCACGCCGUGCUGCUUCGGGGACGCGCCGCGGCGCAGGGUGGCCCGGACCACGUCCGCCUCGUUCCGGGACCGGCCCACGUACCUCAGGCGGGAGAACGACGAGUUCCUGCUCCUCAGCUUCACCCCGGACGACGACGGCGGCGACGACUUCGAGGCCGCCGGGUUGUCGAUCAGCGACGACGAUGACGACGCGGAGAAGGCCGGGAGCAGGCGCGGCAAGAGGACGAUGCACGGCUACGGAGCCAAGAAAGAGAGACGGGGGCGAAGGAGGCUCCCGCGGCGGCGGCGAGGCGACGAGGAGGCCGAGCCAGAGCAUGCCCGGAGCAGGAGGCCGGCAGCGUCGGCGGAGGAAUGCGGCCUGGAGAACUCGAGCCCGGUGUCGGUGCUGGAGGCGCGAGACGGGCAGGAGGAGUCGUCGACGACCACCACCGCUUCGUCAUCUUCAGUGGAAGAAGUGGAGCCAUGCUCGCCUAGCUCAGAUGGAGGCGAAACCCUGCCGGCGGCGCCGAGGCAGCAGCAGCAGGGAUCAAGGAGGAAGCCACUGCAAGCCGACUCCGACAAUCUCGGUGGCGACCCGCGUCAUGCAGCAGCGAGCUCCUCCUCCUGUGUAUCAAAAUGUUCAGACAGGGAUAGGAGGGACAGGAGAGUGGUGAAGAACAAGGCCGAGGCGAUCACCCCGGAUGCGACCGGCAUUUGGCGAAUCAUCUGCAGGAUGGUUGAGCAAGAUAUAUGCGUCAUCAACUGGCAAGCUAGGGGUGGUGGCGACAUUGCAGCGGAGAUGGGGUCAGAGAUCCUUGAUCAGCUCAUAUGGGAGCACACAGCUGAGCUUAUGCAGCCGGUUGUGGUCUGAAUAACUGUACAUGGUUACCCUUUCUGCUCUUCCAUCUGCAAGAAGCACCCAAACAUGUUGCCAAAAUCUUCAGAGUACUGAACAAGGAUGAAGCUGACGGUCGCUCCGGAUGCGAAAACAUUCUUGUUACAGAAGCUGCUGCUGAAUCUGCUGAUGAUGAUGCCAACAACAUGAAGUGAAUAUCCAAGCGUUACAGUGGAGAUAUGUAUGUUCAGAAGUUCUCGAGCCUGAAGGUCUGAAGAACCUGAACUUCGUUCCUCUCCAAGUCUCCAUACAGCUGUACAUGUUUCCCUCCCUAUUUCAGCUCCAUCUCUGUACUAGCCCCUGAAUAACCCAAACAAUAUAUUAGUAUGAGUUAGUUGACCUAA